Penicillium cosmopolitanum is the source of this 1341-nucleotide messenger RNA. Its product is annotated as NAD(P)/FAD-dependent oxidoreductase. Bases 1 to 1341 code for a protein of 446 amino acids. Gene Ontology annotation, molecular function: oxidoreductase activity. Lineage: Eukaryota; Fungi; Ascomycota; Eurotiomycetes; Eurotiales; Aspergillaceae. The transcript is spliced from 4 exons. Gene Ontology annotation, cellular component: cytoplasm. The record is from RefSeq and is a predicted model, not a curated record.
AUGUCUAAAAAGUCACAAUCUGGGUUUCCUGUGGAGAAUCCAAUGACUUCGUAUUGGCUCAGGAACCCCGAUCCAUUGGCAGCUUAUUCUUCGUCAGAGAGCGUCCCAGAGCAUUGUGAUAUAGCUAUAAUCGGAACUGGGCUUGCAGGUGUAGCGACUGCGUAUCAUAUCCUCUCAGAUCCCAGUACUGCAGCAAAAAGCCCAACCGUCGUACUCCUUGAGGCGCGUGAGGUCUGUUCGGGUGCGACAGGACGAAAUGGCGGGCACACAAAAUUGGCUGCGACUUAUGCACAGCAGUUGAUUUCUACUCAUGGAGCGGUUGCUGCUGAAGAGAUGAGCGAGCACCAGCUUGAUCAGCUAACUGCCCUGGCAGAAGUUGUGAAAAGAGAAAAUAUCGAUUGCGAACUAAGUGAAACCCAUUCUUUUGACGUUUACUUUGACGAAAGCCACGCGCGAGAGGCCCGAAACUUCCUUCAAGAACAACGUCAGAACGAAAUAAGCUGGUCUCAGAAAGCCGAAUGGAUUGGAGAAUCCGAAUCUGAUAAGGUCACAGGUACAAAAAACAGCAAAGGAGCGAUUCGAGUCCCGGCUGUCUCUCUAUGGCCCUACAAGCUCGUCACUGGUCUUCUUGGCAAAGUAUUAGAACGCGGAGGCAAGUUAUACACAAAUACUCGAGUGACAAACGUGGAGGGAAACUUGGAUCAUACAGUACUCAAUACAACGCACGGCAUCUUGAAAGCUGACAAGACAAUUUUUGCGACCAAUGCAUACACUGCCGCACUCUUGACACGAUAUGAAGAUAUUAUCAAGCCAGUGAAAGGCCAGAACUCACAUAUCUCCAUAGGAUCAAAUUCCUCUCGGCCACCUUCUUUACAGAGUACAUACAAUCUGCGCUUCGCACAAGGUCCGGACUAUCUCGUUCCUAGGCCAGAUGGAACGAUGAUUCUCGGCGGAGCAAAGUGGGAAUUCGUCCACGACAGAGAAAAGUGGUGGAACAAUGUUGAUGACACAACAUUAAUCUGUCAAGGAGCUACGGACCACUUUGACUCUGUGAUGGCUGAUACUUUUCAUGGAUGGGAGAACGCCGAAGCGCAUCAUGAUAUGGUCUGGACCGGAAUAAUGGGUGUAACGCCUGAUAUGCUUCCCCAUGUGGGUAGAGUGCCGGAUUCGCAGAACCAGUGGUUACUGGCGGGAUUCAACGGGGCUGGAAUGCUCCUUAUUUUCACCAUGACGCAGGCCAUUGCUAAGAUGGUGACCAGAGGCGUCGAAUAUGAGGACACGGGACUAUCGAGUAUCUUUCAAUCUACUCCCGAGAGAUUAAAUGCUAAGUGGAAGAGCUGA